Messenger RNA from Gracilinanus agilis (Agile Gracile Mouse Opossum), 1497 nucleotides. RefSeq names its product mortality factor 4-like protein 1. The coding region runs from base 1 to 1497 and encodes 498 amino acids. Gene Ontology annotation, cellular component: nucleus; NuA4 histone acetyltransferase complex. Lineage: Eukaryota; Metazoa; Chordata; Mammalia; Didelphimorphia; Didelphidae. Gene Ontology annotation, biological process: regulation of DNA-templated transcription; chromatin organization. The transcript is spliced from 2 exons. The record is from RefSeq and is a predicted model, not a curated record.
AUGGCACCAAAGAAAGACCCCAAGAAGCGCCCCAGGAAGCCCCAAUUUGAGGUCGGGGAGCGGGUGUUGUGUUACCGUGGGCCCCUGUUGUAUGAAGCGGAGUGUGUAAAGGUGUCUGUUAAGUACCGGAAGGUCAAGUACCUGGUUCACUACCCGGGGGGCAACGAGAAGGGUGCUGUGCGUACCCGCCUCUCUGAAAAGCUGGCCAAGAUGGAGGCCAGAGAGGCGGAAAAGGCCCAGGAGACGGAAAAGGCCCAGGAGGCGGAAAAGACCCAGGAGGCGGAAAAGACCCAGGAGGCAGAAAAGACCCAGGAGGCGGAAAAACCGGGUAAGGCCCUUAAGCCCCCAAAAGGCCGGAAGCCCCGCAGUGAGGCUCCAGAGGUGGGGGUGGCCCAUAAGUCCCCUAAGGCCGGUGAAACCAGUAAGGCGGGGGAGCCCAGUAAUAUUGGGGAGCCCAGAGAAACCAGUGAGCCUGGUGAAGACCCUGAGGCAGAGGCAGAGGAGACUAAGUCCAAAGGCAAGGGCAAGGGCAAGGGCAAGGGCAAGGGCAAGGGCAAAGGCAAGGCUGGUGGUGCUCCUUGUCCCGCUGGAGAUGGUGAUACUGAUUACAAGGAGGACUAUUGCCCUACUGCUGGCUGGGAUGAUGAGUGGGUUCCUGAGAGCAGGAUACUCAAGUAUUCUGAGACUAAUCUGCAGAAACAGAGAGAACUUCUCAAUAGCAAUGAGGAGUUAUCUGCAGAUGAGAAGGGGGGAGAGGACUUGGCCCCUGGUCAACAGUCGGAGGGUCAACAGGAGAAGAAUGUGGACAAAGAGGAAGCCUCGACUGCAUCCGGGCCAUCAGGGUUGUCCGCCAAAAAGAAGGAAAAGAAAAUGGUUGAAACUGGAGAAGGAAGCAGUUCCAGCGAAACAUCAACACCAUCCCGGCCUCAGCAUUCCAAGAGGAGAGCCCGCGUGUACUACGAGGUGGAGAGGCGAUACGUGAAAAAGACCGACAUUAAGGUGAACAUUCCCAAUGAACUGAAGCCGUGGCUCGUGGAAGAUUGGGAGCUGGUCGUCGCACAGAAGCAACUGUUUCACCUUCCGGCUGAGAAGAAUGUCGAUUCUAUUCUGGAUGACUAUGAGCAGUAUGAAAACUCCCAAGGAAACUUGGCAAAGUCGUAUGCAGUCACUGAAGUUGUGGCAGGGAUUAAAGCUUAUUUCAAUGUAAUGCUGGGCCCUCAGCUGUUGUAUGAUUUUGAGAGGCCCCAAUAUGCUGAGAUCUUAGGAGAUGAUCCUGAUGCUUCUCCAUCACAGAUUUAUGGAGCAGCCCAUCUCCUUCGCCUGUUUGUUAAAAUUGGAGAUAUGCUGUCCUAUACAGCACUGGAUGACCAGAGUGUGGCAUUACUGUUGAAUUAUCUCCAUGAUUUCCUGAAUUAUUUGGCAAAUCAUGCGCCAACUCUGUUCAAUGCCAGUGAUUAUGAGGUUGCUCCCCCUGAGUAUUUACAAAAAGUUGCCUAA